AUGGCACCAGCAGAACACCCACAGGUUGUUUUUGGCACCGCUUCCUUCGGCACAGGAUCCCCUCAGGCCAAAUUCUACGAUGAGGCAACCGCAUCUCCCAUCCUGACCACCCUACAGGCGAGAAAUAUUACUGUCCUAGACACGGCUCGGGCGUACCCCGUGGGGUCCCCGGGUACCUCGGAGAAGAUCCUCGGGCAGCUGCGAGUUCCUUCUUGGGCCACGGUCUCCACCAAAGUCCUGUCCUGGAAGCCUGGAUCCCACCAGGCGGAUCGAGUUAAGGAAAGUAUCACGGCGUCUCUCGAAGCGCUCCAGACGGAUCAGGUGGAUAUCUUAUAUCUCCACGCGCCAGACCGGGCUACCCCAUUCGAGGAAACGUGCCGAGCGAUCGAUGCUGAGUACCGGGCCAGGAAAUUCGCUCGGUUUGGUUUAAGCAACUAUACCGCAGAGGAGGUCGAGGAAAUCGUGACCAUCUGCGAGAAACAUGGUCUGGUGAAGCCGAGUGUGUACCAGGGCCGGUACAAUGCCAUCAUCCGCUCCGCAGAAGCACAGCUCUUCCCUGUUCUUCGACGGCACGGGAUAGCGUUUUACGCGUACAGUCCCGCAGCAGCAGGCCUCUUCACUGGGAAGGUUUCGCCUGAAUCCACCCUGCCCGGUUCACGCUGGGACAAAAAUUGGGCACGCGCUGGCCUUACGCUGGACGAUCUACCAUUCGGCCUUAAGCAUCAGUAUGGAGAUUCUGUGAUCAUUGGUGCAUCUAGCCUCGCACAGUUGGAGGCUAAUCUGGACGCGGUCGAGGCGGGUCCGUUGAGUGAGCACUUGGCAGGUUUGGUUGACCAGGUGGGGAAGUUGGUUGGGGACGAGGCAGCUCCCUACCAUCUGUAG
Molecule: messenger RNA, 882 nt
Organism: Aspergillus bombycis
Lineage: Eukaryota; Fungi; Ascomycota; Eurotiomycetes; Eurotiales; Aspergillaceae
Product: aldo/keto reductase family protein
Exons: 3
Coding region: 1-882 (293 amino acids)
Source: RefSeq, a predicted model, not a curated record